Talpa occidentalis (Iberian mole) is the source of this 1170-nucleotide messenger RNA. Its product is annotated as 2'-5'-oligoadenylate synthase 1A-like. Gene Ontology annotation, cellular component: cytosol; membrane; nucleoplasm. Gene Ontology annotation, molecular function: 2'-5'-oligoadenylate synthetase activity; double-stranded RNA binding. The transcript is spliced from 8 exons. The record is from RefSeq and is a predicted model, not a curated record. NCBI's taxonomy places the organism in Eukaryota, Metazoa, Chordata, Mammalia, Eulipotyphla, Talpidae. Bases 1 to 1170 code for a protein of 389 amino acids. Gene Ontology annotation, biological process: regulation of ribonuclease activity.
AUGUGUUCUAGGCACUUUGGCACCGUCCUUGGUCGGGAGAAGCAUGAAAUACAAGAGCAUCACUUCACAGCCAGUAAAAGAGCCCAAAUGUCCACAGGAUUUUCACCUUAUAAUAUGUUGGAGUGUAAAAGUUCCCAAGAGCUACAGAGGUUUGCAGAUGAAAAAAUCCGCCCUUCCUCUGGUCCUCUGAGUGCUGCUUGUGCAGCUGAAGUCAUUGCUCUGCUCGAGCUGAUCCAGGCUUGCUUUCCAUUGCCAACCUCCCGAGUGAUCCAGGGUGGUUCCUUUAUAAAGGGAACUGACACCCAAGAAUGCUCUGAGAUUGACGUAGUGUUGUUCAGUGACGUGUUUGCCAAUGUGAAACUUUGCAAGAAACAACUGAAAGAAAGUCUGGAUGCUUUGAGAAAAAACUUGAAGCAAACUUCACAUGGAAACAGUGGAAACCUUCACAGUCAUUCUUUUGAGGUAAUGACCUACUAUGAUAUCCUGGGCCCUACACCCUCGACAGAAGUACCCGCAUUUAUUCUGUACGACAAACUGAAGGGAAGAUAUUAUCUUUGGGUUGAAGUGUUGAAUAUUAGAAAAGAGAACCUUAGAAAAUUUAAGCCCACAGAUUUAAAACUUCACCUUUACCGCAAACUGUACCUCUGUGACGACAGUGACGAGGCACAGCUGUGCGCCCUGGCCCUCCUGCCUUACCAAGUGGACUUUGUCAAGGCAUCCGUCAUGAGGGUGAAAGAGCUCAUUCGGUUAAUGAUCCAUUGGUUCAGGACGUCAUUUGCCAAAACCACGGAGGAAAAUAAGUAUGUACCGGAGACUUCCCCCACUUAUACAGUGGAGCUCCUCUCAAUUCACGUCUGGGAGCUGGCAGGAAAGCCUCUGUUCUUCAGCCUGGUCCAGGGAAUGAGGGCGAUUCUCAAACUUCUGGUUCAAUAUGCAGAAAUUGAUGUUGUUUGGCACAGACACUAUCAUCCCAAAUUCCCCAUUUUUGUCAAAGUUAACCGGAAACACACAAGACCAUUCAUCUUAGACCCUGUAAAUCCUACUGCCAACAUGUGUGACAGCUGCAAUGCCUGGGACGAAGUUGCCCACGUGGCAAGAUGCAGCUUGGAGAAGCCUCUUUUCAGCAGAGUGAGAGUGAUGGCCCCCUGGCUCUUCACAGACAACUGGUAA